AGACUAAAGCACUAAAUAAGAUUCAAGAGGAACCAAGAUUUAAAAUUAUUUUAACAACCCCAGAAGAUUGGUUGAUAAAAAAUUUGAAUACGAAUCCAUCUCAAAGCACAAUAACACCUAGACCAAGAAGUGUCAAGAAUUGGAAAAAGAAGAAGAAAGAUACAUUAUUAGGAAUAUUAGAAAAGCUCUUUGUAGGAUAUCUCAGAAACCGAAAGAUCUUUAAUGAAAUACAAAAUAGAUUCUUGGGAAGAAAACCAAGUUACAGGAGGAAAAAGAAAAUAGAAAGACCUAAAAAAGAGAAAAAGAAGACUCUCAUAUCCAGAAUAUGGAAAAAAAAAGAACCUGAGCAGACUGAUCAAGACAUUGAAAUGAAGAAACAGAAAGAAGACUUAUGGUACUUAAAGAAAAAGAGGAAGAAAAAAGAAGAUAUAGAAGAAUAUUCUUGGAAGAAACUG
Messenger RNA from Racocetra persica, 455 nucleotides. The record is from the annotation of a GenBank genome assembly. Lineage: Eukaryota; Fungi; Glomeromycota; Glomeromycetes; Diversisporales; Gigasporaceae.